Messenger RNA from Hevea brasiliensis (rubber tree), 2276 nucleotides. RefSeq names its product trihelix transcription factor GTL2. The record is from RefSeq and is a predicted model, not a curated record. NCBI's taxonomy places the organism in Eukaryota, Viridiplantae, Streptophyta, Magnoliopsida, Malpighiales, Euphorbiaceae.
ACUUCACUUCCCUUCACAAAGUGUAUUGACUUCUAUCUUCUCUCUUCUAUGAUAGGACAAAGUUCUUGAUAAAUGAGAGAGAGAGAAGAGGUUGGUGUUGUAAUUUUGUGAAUACAGUACCAUGACACAGAGAGAGAGAGAGAGUGAGAGGGAGAGGGGGAAGGAGGGAGAGGGAGAGGGAGAGAAUUAAAGAAAUUAAGUAGAUAGAACAUAGACACAGGGGGAAAAAAACACAAGCACAAAAACACACACACACCAGCACAAAAAUGUUUGAAGGAGUACCAGACCAGUUCCACCAAUUCAUAGUUUCAAGAACAUCACUCCCUCUCCCUCUCUCUUUCCCACCUCUUCAUGGCUCCUCUAGUACUAGUACUGCUACCUUCCCUAGUUUUGAUCUCUACACUUCUAAUCAUCAUCAAUAUCACCAUCAACAGCUACCCCUGCAGCAGCCCAGUUUCUUGCACCCAUUGCACCAUAGUUCACCACCGGCCACCACUAAAAAUGAAGACAAGCAAGAAAACAGCAUGGUACUUGUGAAUUUGGAAAUUGAAAGAGACAGAUCAACGCAGGAAUCCAUCGAUCCAUGGUCUAAUGAUGAAGUGCUUGCACUGUUGAGGAUCAGAUCUAGCUGGGAGAAUUGGUUCCCAGAAUUCACUUGGGAACAUGUAUCAAGGAAGCUUGCAGAGCUUGGGUUCAAAAGAAGUGCUGAGAAGUGUAAGGAGAAGUUUGAAGAAGAAAGCAGAUACUUCAACAACAUUAAUUACUCCAAGAAUUACAGGGAUUUGGGUGUGCUUGAAGUGCUUUACCGUGAUGAUAAUCAAAACCUUCAAGAGAUUGCAGCAGGAAAGAACAAAAAAAUGGACAAGGCCACCGAAGAAGAAGACAAGAUGGAACAGAAUGUGAAAGAAGAUUCAAAAAUUGAUCAAACAGUAGGAAACCCAGCUGAGGAUAAUGGGAAAGAGGAUGAGAAAUCCAAGAGCAAGAAAAGAAGAAGACAACAAAAGUUCGAGAUGUUCAAGGGCUUCUGCGAAGAUAUUAUAAGCAAAAUUAUGGCUCAACAGGAAGAAAUGCAUAAUAAGCUUCUUGAAGAUAUGGUGAGGAGAGAUGAAGAGAAGUUAGCGAGAGAAGAAGCUUGGAAGAAGCAAGAAAUGGAUAGGAUAAACAAGGAGCUUGAACUUAGGGCACAAGAACAAGCUCUUACAGGUGAUAGACAGGUAAAAAUAAUCAACUUCUUGAAAAAAUUCUCAUCAUCAACUGGUUCUUGUAUUGAAAUUCUCGGAGAGACAAAUAUACAAGAUCUUCUUAAAGGACCAAAUAGUUCAAAUCCUUCCAUUUCAUCUUCUUUGGUGUUACCGCAAAACCCUAAUAACAACCAAAGCAAAUCAGAAGCACCCAUAUCAACUACCAUAGGUUUAGGUCAUCAAAACUCAAGCUCAUUGCCAGCCAAAAACAAUCCAAUUGUACCCACUUCAAUGUCAGAAAACCUAGCACCUCAAAACCCUAGUUCAACACUCGUGCACAGUUCAUGCACAUCCUCAUUACAAGCUCCCCAAACCCAGACCCCAAAUGAUCUCACUUCCCAAAGCAAUCCACUGCAAACAGAAACUGUGCAAAAAAAGCCCACAUCCAAUGAUAAAGAAGACCUGGGAAAGAGAUGGCCAAAAGACGAGGUAUUAGCUCUGAUAAACCUAAGGAGCAGUCUCUACCACAGUAAUGAAGACAAGGAAGCAACAGUGAAGGCUCCUUUAUGGGAGAGAAUCUCACAAGGGAUGAUGGAGUUGGGUUAUAAAAGGAGUGCAAAGAGGUGCAAAGAGAAAUGGGAGAACAUAAACAAGUACUUCAGAAAAACCAAGGAUGUUAACAAGAAAAGAUCUGUGGAUUCUAGGACGUGUCCUUACUUUCAUCAAUUAAGCACCUUGUAUAAUCAAGGAACACUCGUAGCACCCCAAUCUGAGGAGCCGGAAAAACUACCGUUGGCGGCUUCUUCGCCGGAAUACCACCCCGCCUACAGCAGGCUGAUUGUUAGUUCAUCUCAAAAUGGGUCUAGUAAUUUAACAAUGCAUAACGUUGUUGAUGAAGGUGAGAAAAAUCUGGUUCAAGCACCAGGCCUUAGAUUUUGAUAUCUAGUUUUGCAAUUUUUAAGUGGGGGCUUUGCUGUGAUAAUAAUAGACUGAUUAAUGAGAUUUUUUUUCUUCUUUUUCUUUUUCGUUUAGCAAAACGACAUCAGAUAGUGUGUGUGUACACAUAUUUAUAUGAUUUGAGAUUGGUUUUAUUCA